AUGGCAAACGUAUUAAAUUACGUGUUAAAUUACUUGAAUAUUUCAGAGAAUAUGUUGAAUAACGUAGACGAUGAAGAAAUAUCGAGUGACGCAGGGGAAGAAGAUAUGUCAAAAGCAUUAAUUGAAUAUUCCGAACAGUUAGAAAAUAAUUUAGCGAGAAUAAAAAAGUUUGAUUACUCUCAAUUCAAAAACAAAGAAAUUAUUGGAUAUGGAGCUUCAGCAGUUGUUUAUUCGGCUGUUAUCCAAGGAAAAAAAUACGCGUUAAAAAGUCUGAAAAACAAUCUAAGUUUUGAUAAAAGAGCAUUAAAAAGGAUUAAGCGUGAGGUGAAUACUACACCACAUACACUUGAAAAUCUAUCAAAAGAAACUUCUAUUAAAUUUAUUAUAAAUAUAUUAUCAGAGGAUUUCUAUUCAAUGCCAAAAGAUUCUAAAGACCUUCAAUUAUCAAAAGAAACGUCUAAUGAAUUAAUUAUAAAUAAUCUGGAUAUACUACCAGAGGAUUUCCAUUCAAUGUCAAAAGAUUCUAAAGACCUUCAAUUAUCAAAAGAAACGUCUAAUGAAUUAAUUAUAAAUAAUCUGGAUAUACUACCAGAGGAUUUCCAUUCAAUGUCAAAAGAUUCUAAAGACCUUCAAUUAUCAAAAGAAACGUCUAAUGAAUUAAUUAUAAAAAAUCCGAAAAUACCAUCAGAGGAUUUACAUUCAAUGUCGAAAGAUUCUGAAGACCUUAAAUUAUCAGAAGAAACGUCUAAUGAAUUCAUUAUAAAUAAUCCAGAAAUGCAACCAAAAGAUUUACAUUCAAUUUUAAAGGAUUCUGAAGGUCUCAAGUUAAGUUCAACACAUAUUGAUGGAAGACUUUUGAUGGUUUCUCAAUUUUUACCGACCCUGGCUACUCGAAAGUCUUCUAGUGCAUCUAGUGGUUUGCUGUGCAUACUCGAUGAAUUAGCAAAGAUGAUAAAAUUUAUUUGGAUCGGAUGUCCAGGCAGCAGUGAAGGAGACAAGAUCACAGCCCAGUUAAAUGAAUGUUCUUACCAUCCUGUUUUUAUUGAAGAUUCCUUAUUUAAAGGUCAUGAUAAUUUCUCUAACUCAACAUUAUGGCCACUAUUUCACUAUCAUUAUCCCGGUGAACUCUUUUUUUGUAAAGAAGAUUGGAAUGCAUAUAAGAUUGUUAAUAGUCUUUUUGCAGAUGCUAUUAGUGAAAUAGUUCAAGAUGGUGACUUAAUAUGGAUUCAUAGUCGUCAAUUUAUGCUUUUGCCAGAUUUGUUAAGAAAAAAACUUAGUGAUAGAAAUUUAAAUGUAAAAAUUGGAUACUUUUUACACGUACCGUUCCCAAGUUGUGAGAUAUAUAGAAUUCUUCCUGUUCGUGAAGAAAUCCUUACUAGCAUUCUGAAAUCUGAUUUAGUUGGGUUUCAAACCUUUAAUCAUGCUCGUCAUUUUCUAUCUUCAUGCACCAGUAUAUUAGGUUUGUUAGCUAAACCUAAUAGAGUUUACUAUGAGGGUAGACUUGUACAUGUUGGCAUAUUUCCUAUUGGUAUUAAUCCGGAUAGAUUCAUCAAAAGCUUAAAAGAAUCAAAGGUUCAAGAACAAAUUAAAACCUUAAAGGAAAAGUAUAAAGGCAUUAAAAUUAUUAUUGGCGUAGAUCGAUUGGAUUCUGCUAAAGGUGUUCCGCAAAAGUUUCACGCUUUAGAUUUAUUCUUGAGUAAACAUCCUGAAUGGAUCGGUAAAGUUAUACUUAUUCAGAUAGUCACUCCUACUCGAAAGGAUAGUGAAGAGUAUCAAAGUUUCUGUCAAGCUGUUAAUGAGCUUGCAGGAAAAAUUGAAGGAAAAUAUAGUACUUUUGUACUAUCACCGAUUCACUUUAUUAAUCAUAGUGUUCCUUUUGAAGAGUUAUUAGCACUAUACAAAGUUUCAGACGUAUGCAUAGUUUCAUCAAUAAGGGAUGGAAUGAAUCUUGUACCUUACGAAUACAUUUCAUGUCAACAAGAUAGCCAUGGAGUGUUAAUUAUUAGUGAAUUUGCAGGAGCCGCUCAAUGUUUGGAUGCUGUUACAAUGAACGAAAAUUUACGUAAAUUAAAUUAUCAAAAGUUACACUAUUACGUUACAAAGAAUACUGUUUCUUUUUGGGGAAAAAGUUUUGUUAAAGAACUAGCGCGUGUUGAGGAAUAUAAUUCUCGAAUUGUGACUUCACAUUUAGAAAUUAAUCAAGUUUUAAAAGUUGCAAAGACUGCUAAGAAAAGAAUUAUUCUAUUAGAUUGCGACAGAACAUUAAUUACUACUCAUAAAUAUGAAAAGCAAUCAUGUUCCCCGAAUAAUAUCAUUUCUACCCUUAAAUCACUACAAGCAAAACCGAAUACGUAUGUAUAUAUAUUGUCUGGUCGUGGCAGAGUUGACCUCGAUAAAUGGUUUGAACCAGCUGGUGUUGGCUUGUCUGCAGAACAUGGUUGCUUUUACAAACACCCAAAAUGCCUACAAGAAAAAGAAAAUCCAAUUCUAAAUUGUGUGCUUAAAAACAUGACUAUAAAAGAAGAAAAUAAUAAUUGGUACAGACUUGUUGAACAAGUUGAUCCUGAAUUAAAGGAGAAACUUCUUCAUUUAUUUAAACAUUAUGAGGUAAGAACUCAUGGAGCUUCUGUUGAGGAAAAAGAGAUUGGCAUAGUAUGGCAUAAUAAUUGUUCAGAUCGAAAAUUUGGUUCAAGACAGACUAUGGAUUUACAAGUUAAUUUGAUGUCCUCUUUAGUUCAUAUGCCUUUAAAUAUUAUCUUAGGAGAUAAUAUUUUAGAAAUCCGAUCUUCAUUAGUUGAUAAAUCAGCUGUAGUUCGUGCCAUUUUUAAAGAUUUACAUGUUACACCUGAUCAUUUUGUACUUUGCAUUGGUGAUGAGAAACCAGAUGAACCUAUAUUUACUUUACUAGAAAAAAAUGACGAAUUUAAAUCUUUGAAUUAUUUUACAAGUAAUGUUGGAAAUAAACCAACUAAAGCUAAGUUCUUCCUAAAUGAUGAUUUGGAUGUUCGAAAUUUAUUGGAAAAAUUGGUAUCAGAACUGCUCGAUUAA
Scutellospora calospora is the source of this 3048-nucleotide messenger RNA. Lineage: Eukaryota; Fungi; Glomeromycota; Glomeromycetes; Diversisporales; Gigasporaceae. The record is from the annotation of a GenBank genome assembly.